Messenger RNA from Hemicordylus capensis (graceful crag lizard), 4485 nucleotides. RefSeq names its product valyl-tRNA synthetase 1 (gene VARS1). Gene Ontology annotation, molecular function: ATP binding; aminoacyl-tRNA deacylase activity; valine-tRNA ligase activity. The transcript has 31 exons. NCBI's taxonomy places the organism in Eukaryota, Metazoa, Chordata, Lepidosauria, Squamata, Cordylidae. The record is from RefSeq and is a predicted model, not a curated record. Gene Ontology annotation, cellular component: cytoplasm; cytosol. Gene Ontology annotation, biological process: valyl-tRNA aminoacylation. The coding region runs from base 479 to 4294 and encodes 1271 amino acids.
CUCCUAGUCUGGCCCAAACCCACUGCCCACCCUGUUUUCUAGGGAGCCUCCAUACAUACUUGCAGUUAUUCUUCUUUCUGUCUAGUGCCUCGUUUAUCUCCCAGCAGAGAACCCAGGAGUCCCAGUUCCUAGUCUGCUGUUUCCAAAUUCACAGCAACUCUGUUCUCUUCUAAACAAUGGAUAAUUCUUUGAUUUCGUGUACCCCGGCCCCUUCUACCCAAAAUCCCGCAUUUGUUUCCCGGCUGCUGUCCUAAACUCACACCCGGUCAUUAGUUGUUUGCUCCCUUCCAGAGAUCCAUAUUCCAAAGAUCCAUAUUGUCGGUUCCCAGAUUCCACCAUCACUUAUUAACCCGUCCUGUGCUAGGAAACCCCGGAAUCUUGGCUUUCACUAAUCAAAUCCUUAGAUUUUAAUCUUGCCAGUCUCUGUCUCCCCCUGCCCCGUUGUCCACUAAAUAAAAGGUCAAUCCAUCUUCUCAGCAUGCCCACCUUAUAUCUUUCUCCGCAUCCUGAUAACUUCCAGAACCUCCGUGUGCUGGUCGCAGCUCGUUAUGGCCGACAGGAGCCCAAAGUGGUUGGGCUUCCUCCCGAUACAGAGUUGGGGAACCCUUCCUUCUCCUUGCCCAAACUUCCAGCUUUAGAAACCCAGACGGGCGUCUACGUGUCUGGUCCAGCAGCUGUUUCUUACUUCCUGUCCCCCGAUGCUAUGAGAGGAGAAAACCCAGAAGCGGGCACUCUGAUACGGCAGUGGAUUAGUUAUGCUGACUUGGAAAUUGCCCCCGCGGCCUGUGCAGCGGCCUUCUCUGUGCUGGGUGUCUCCAAGCAAAGUAAACAGGUGACGGAUCGUGCUGUGGCAGAACUCCAGAAACUACUUGCAGUGUUGGACGGUCACUUGAAGCUGCGGACGUACCUGGUGGGGGAAACUGUGACCUUGGCUGAUGUGACAGUAGCCUGUUCUCUGCUGUUGCCAUAUAAAUACGUCCUAGACCAAGCUCUCCGUACUUCUUACACCAACGUUACCCGAUGGUUCCAGACCUGCAUUAACCAGCCAGAAUUUCAAGCUGUUUUGGGUCCAGUGAAGCUGUGUGACCAGGUGCCAGGAGUGGGUGCCCCUAAAUCGGAGCUCAAGGAGCCUUCAGUACGUCCUGGGACAGAGCUGCCAGAGCAGAGAGAGCUAACAGAGCCCCCAGCCAAAAGUGCAUCCCAGCUGAAGAAAGAGGCCAAGAAAAAAGAAAAACUGGAGAAGUUUCAACAGAAGAAGGAAAAGAACCAGCAGCAGCAAAAGGGAGAGAAGAAGCCCAAGGCUGAAAAGAAGGAAAAGAAGGAUCUUGAAGUUAUAACCUAUGACAUUCCAACCCUUCCAGGGGAAAAAAAAGAUGUGACUUGCGCCAUGCCCGACUCCUACAGCCCACAGUACGUUGAAGCUGCCUGGUACCCGUGGUGGGAGAGCCAGGGAUUUUUCAAGCCAGAGUAUGGGCGUCGCAGUGUGUCUGAGCCGAACCCCAAAGGCCUCUUCAUGAUGUGUAUCCCUCCACCCAACGUCACAGGAUCUCUCCAUCUUGGCCAUGCUCUCACCAACGCCAUCCAGGACUCUCUAACUCGAUGGCACCGGAUGAAGGGGGAGACCACCCUGUGGAACCCUGGUUGUGACCAUGCCGGCAUCGCUACGCAGGUGGUGGUGGAGAAGAAGCUUUGGAAGGAGCAAGGGAAGACACGGCAUGAUCUUGGCCGUGAGCUGUUUGUGGAGGCAGUCUGGAAGUGGAAAAAUGAAAAAGGUGAUCGGAUUUACCAUCAACUGAAGAAGCUUGGUUCUUCAAUGGACUGGGACAGAGCCUGUUUUACUAUGGACCAAAAACUCUCCCGCGCUGUCCAAGAGGCUUUCAUCCGGCUGCACGAGGAAGGGGUCAUUUACCGAAGCAAGCGCCUCGUCAACUGGUCGUGCACCCUCAACUCGGCCAUCUCUGACAUCGAGGUGGAUAAGAAGGAGCUAACGGGCCGAACACUCUUGCCAGUCCCUGGCUACAAAGAGAAGGUUGAGUUUGGGGUGCUAGUCUCCUUCGCUUACAAGAUUGAGGGCUCUGGUGAAGAAGUGGUGGUGGCUACAACUCGUAUUGAGACCAUGCUGGGGGACACAGCGGUUGCGGUCCAUCCUCAGGAUCCCCGGUACCAGCAUCUGCAUGGCCGGAGUGUCCUGCAUCCUUUCACCGGACGGCUCUUGCCUAUUGUUUGUGAUGACUUUGUCGACAUGGAGUUUGGAACUGGUGCUGUGAAGAUUACCCCAGCCCACGAUCAGAAUGACUACGAGGUUGGCCUGCGGCAUGGACUUGAUUUCAUCACCAUCAUUGACGAAAACGGCUAUCUUGUCAACGUGCCGCUUCCCUUCUUGGGUAUGAAGCGAUUUGAUGCCCGUCAAUCGGUUUUGGAAGCUCUGAAGCAAAGGGGUCUCUUUAGGGAGGUGAAGGAUAACCCCAUGGUGGUGCCCGUCUGCAGCCGCUCCAAAGAUGUGGUGGAGCCACUGCUGAAGCCCCAGUGGUACGUGCGCUGCGACACAAUGGCCCGGGGGGCAGCUGAGGCCGUGCGUCGAGGUGACCUGCGCAUUGUGCCGGACUUCCACCUCAAAACUUGGUUCAAUUGGAUGGACAAUAUCCGGGAUUGGUGUAUUUCUCGGCAGCUGUGGUGGGGCCACCGUAUCCCAGCAUAUUUUGUGACCAUUGAUGAUCCCUCUGUUCCACCAGGAGACGAUACAGAUGGCAAAUACUGGGUAAGUGGCCGAAACGAGCAAGAGGCCAAAGAGAAAGCGGCCCAAGUCUUCAAGGUGUCUCCAGAUAAAAUCUCCCUCCGGCAAGAUGAAGAUGUCCUGGACACUUGGUUCUCAUCUGGUCUGUUCCCCUUCUCCAUCUUUGGAUGGCCAAACCCUAGUGAAGAUCUCCAGGUGUUUUACCCUGGGACCCUUCUGGAGACUGGGCAUGAUAUUCUCUUCUUCUGGGUGGCCCGCAUGGUCAUGUUGGGUCUCAAGCUUACGGGGAAGUUGCCAUUCAGAGAGGUUUACCUUCAUGCUGUCGUUCGGGAUGCCCAUGGUCGAAAAAUGAGUAAAUCGCUGGGAAAUGUGAUUGAUCCACUAGAUGUUGUUGCUGGCAUUACGCUAGAGGGCUUACAUGCUCAGUUGCUAGAGAGCAAUUUGGAUCCAGCUGAGGUAGAACGAGCGAAACAAGGACAGAAAUCAGAUUAUCCCUGUGGGAUUCCAGAAUGUGGGACAGAUGCGCUCCGGUUUGCUCUCUGUGCUUACACGUCUCAAGGCCGGGAUAUAAACCUGGACGUCAACCGGAUUCUGGGCUACCGGCAUUUCUGCAACAAGCUCUGGAACGCAACCAAAUUUGCUGUCCGGGGCCUUGGGGAUGGAUUCCGGCCGCAAGCCAGCCCUGAGCCCAGUGGCUCAGAAAGCCUCAUCGACACGUGGAUGCUGAGUCGCCUGAGCCAUGCCGUGGAGUUGUGCGAUGUUGGAUUCAAGGCCUAUGACUUCCCUGGCAUCACCACAGCGGUGUAUAACCUCUGGCUCUAUGAGCUCUGUGAUGUCUACUUGGAGUGCCUAAAGCCUGUGUUUGCUGGUCCAGAUGAGGUCGCGAUCCAAACGGCCCGGAAUGUUCUCUACAGCUGCUUGGAUGCUGGACUUCGUCUACUCAGCCCCUUCAUGCCUUUUGUCACGGAGGAGCUAUACCAGCGGCUGCCUCGACGAUCUCCUUCCGCCGACCCCCCCAGCAUCUGCAUCACUCCUUACCCCAGUACAGAGCAGUAUCACUGGAGGAAUGAGAGAUUGGACCAUACCGUCGACUUCAUGUUGAGUAUUGUUAGGGCUGUGCGUUCACUCCGAGCAGACUACAACCUCACCAAGACCAAAGCUGAUUGUUACUUGCAGUGCCUGGACUCUGGGACAGUGGAGGCUGUGACUCACUGCUCCGAAUACAUCUGCACUCUCUCCUCCUCCAAGCAAGUGUUGGUUCUGGAGCCUGGGCAAGCACCCCCUCCUGGCUGCGCCGUAGCUAUUGCCUCUGACAAAUGUACCGCACAUCUUCUGCUCAAGGGCUUGAUUGAUGCAGAGAAGGAGGUCUCCAAACUGGCAGGCAAAAUAGCUGAGCUGCAGAAACAAAUCCUGAGGUUGCAUGAACGCAUGGACAGCCCAGACUAUGCUGCCAAGGUGCCUACCAAAGUCCAGGAGACAGACACAGCCAAGCUGAAACAAAGUGAGACUGAACUGCAGAAGGCAGAAGAAGCCAUUGAGAACUUUAAGAAGAUGAUCUGAAAUUGAAGAAAAGAAUCGAUGUGACUAUUGGAAUACGUUUUUUCCCCCCUGAAGUUGGGAUUGGGGAGGAAACGUUUCAGAGAAAGUCCUUAUCUUUCAAGAGAGGAAAGGACCUGUUACUUUUUUGUUGGGGCAUUUCUUGGUUUAUUCUAUUUUCUGCAGAGACAUUAAAAUAUUUUGCUGAGUUAGAA